AUGGCAGCAGUAGACCCUAUAAUGGCAGCAGUAGACCGUACAAUGUCAGCAAUAGACCCUACAAUGGCAGCAGUAGACCCUACAAUGGUGGCAGUAUACCCUAUAAUGGCAGCAGUAGACCCAAUAGUGGCAGCAGUACCCCCUAAAAUGGCAGCAGUAGACCCUAUAAUGGCAGCAGUAGACCCUAUAAUGACAACGGUAGACACUAUAAUGGGAGCUGUAGACCCUACAAUGGCAGCAGUAGACCCUACAAUGGCAGCAGUAGACCCUACAAUGGCAGCAGUAGACCCUACAAUGGCAUCAAUAGACCCUAUUAUGUCAGCAGUAAACCCUAUAAUGGCAACAGUAGACCCAAUAAUGGCAGCAGUAGACACUACAAUGGCAGUAGUUGACCCUACAAUGGCAGCAGUAGACCCUAUAAUGGCAACAGUAGACCCUAAAAUGGCAGCAGUAGACACUAUAAUGGCAGCAGUAGACAUUACAAUGGCAGCAGUAGACCCUAAAAUGGCAGCAGUAGACGCUACAAUGUCAGCAGUAGACCCUAAAAUGGCAGCAGUAGCCCCUAAAAUGGCAGCAGUAGACACUAUAAUGGCAGCCGUAGACACUACAAUGGCAGCAGUAGACCCUAAAAUGGCAGCAGUAGACCAUACAAUGGCAGCAAUAGACCCUACAAUGUCAGCAGUAGACCCUACAAUAGCAGCAGUAGACCCUACAAUGUCAGCAGUAGACCCUACAAUGGCAGCAGUAGACCCUACAAUGGCAGAAGUAUACCCUGAAGUGGCAGCAGUAGACCCUCUAAUGGCAGCAGUAGACCCAAUAAUGGCAGCACUAGACCCUACAAUGGCAGCAGUAGACCCUAUAAUGGCAGCAGUAUACCCUACAAUGGCAGCAAUAGACCCUACAAUGUCAGCAGUAGACCCUACAAUGGUAGCAGUAUACCCUAUAAUGGCAGCAGUAGACCCAUUAGUGGCAGCAGUACCCCCUAAAAUGUCAGCAGUAGACCCUAUAAUGGCAACAGUAGACCCUAUAAUGGCAACGGUAAACCCUAUAAUGGCAGCUGUAGACCCCACAAUGGCAGCAGUAGACCCUACAAUGGCAGCAGUAGACCCUACAAUGGCAUCAACAUACCCUAGUAUGUCAGCAGUAAACCCUAUAAUGGCAACAGUAGACCCAAUUAUGGCAGCAGUAGACCCUACAAUGGCAGUAGUUGACCUUACAAUGGCAGCAGUAUACCCUAUAAUGGCAGCAGUAGACCCUACAAUGUCAACAGGAGAUGCUACAAUGGCAGCAGUAUACCCUACAAUGGCAGCAGUAGACCCUACAAUGGCAGCUGUAGACACUACAAUGGCAGAAAUAGACCCUACAAUGGCAGCAGUAGACCCUACAAUGUUAGCAGUAGACCCUAUAAUGGCAGCAGUAGACCCUACAAUGGCAGCAGUAGACCCUAUAAUGGCAGCACUAGACCCUACAAUGGCAGCAGUAUACCAUAUAAUGGCAGCAGUAGACCCUAUAAUGGCAGCAGUAGACCCUAUAAUGUCAGCAGUAGACCCUAUAAUGGGAGCAGUAGACCCUAUAAUGGCAGCGGUAGACCCUACAAUGGUAGCAGUAGACACUACAAUGGCAGCAGUAUACCCUAUAAUGGCAGCAGUAGACCCUACAAUGUCAGCAAUAGACCCUACAAUGGGAGCAGUAGACCCUAUAAUGGCAGCAGUAGACCAUAUAAUGGCAGCGGUAGACCCUACAAUGGUAGCAGUAUACCAUAUAAUUGCAGCAGUAGACCCUACAAUAGCCGCAGUAGACCCUAUAAUGGCAGCAGUAGACCCUAUAAUGGCAGCAGUAGACCCUACAAUGUCAGCAGUAGACCCUAUAAUGGGAGCAGUAGACCCUAAAAUGGCAGCGGUAGACCCUACAAUGGUAGCAGUAGACACUACAAUGGCAGCAGUAUACCCUAUAAUGGCAGCAGCAGACCCUAUAAUGGCAGCAGUAGACCCUACAAUGUCAGCGGUAGACCCUACAAUGGGAGCAGUAGACCCUAUAAUGGCAGCAGUAGACCAUAUAAUGGCAGCAGUAGACCCUAUAAUGGUAGCAGUAGACACUACAAUGGCAACAGUAGACCCUAUAUUGGGAGCAGUAGACCCUACAAUGGGAGCAUUAGACCCUACAAUGGCUGCGGUAGACCCUACAAUGGUAGCAAUAUACCAUAUAAUUGCAGCAGUAGACCCUACAAUGGUAGCAGUACACCCUAUAAUGGCAGCAGUAGACCCUACAAUCGUAGCAGUAUACCCUAUAAUGGCAGCAGUAGACCCUACAAUGGCAGCAAUAGACCCUACAAUGGGAGCAGUAGACCCUAUAAUGGCAGCAGUAGACCCUAUAAUGGCAGCAGUAGACCCAACAAUGGCAGCAAUAGACCCUACAAUGGCAGCAGUAGACCCUACAAUGGUAGCAGUACGCCCUAUAAUGGCAGCAGUAGACCCUACAAUCGGAGCAGUAUACCCUAUAAUGGCAGCAGUAGACCCAUUAGUGGCAGCAGUACCCCCUAAAAUGUCAGCAGUAGACCCUAUAAUGGCAACAGUAGACCCUAUAAUGGCAGCAGUAGACCCUAUAAUGGCAGCAACAGACCCUAUUAUGUCAGCAGUAGACCCUACAAUUUCAGCAGUAGACCGUACAAUGUCAGCAGUAGACCCUACAAUGGCAGCAAUAGACCAUACAAUGGCAGCAGUAGACCCUACAAUGGCAGCAAUAGACCAUACAAUGGCAGCAGUAGACCCUACAAUGGCAGCAAUAGACCCUAUUAUGUCAGCAGUAAACCCUACAAUGUCAGCAGUAGACCCUUCAAUGGCAGCAGUAGACCCAAUAAUGGCAGCAGUAGACCCUAUAAUGGCAACGGUAGACCCUAUAAGGGCAGCAGUAGACCCUACAAUGGCAGCAAUAGACCAUACAAUGGCAGCAGUAGACCCUACAAUGGCAGCAGUAGGCCCUACAAUGGCAGCAGUAGACCCUAUAAUGGCAGCAAUAGACCCAGUAAUGGCAGCAGUAGACCCUACAAUGGUAGCAAUAGACCCUAUAAUGGCAGAAGUAUACCCUAUAAUGGCAGCAAUAGACCCUAAAAUGGCAGCAGUAGAUCGUAUAAUGGCAGCAGUAGACCCUACAAUGGCAGCAAUAGACCCUAUUAUGGCAGCAGUAAACCCUACAAUGUCAGCAGUAGACCCUUCAAUGGCAGCAGUAGACCCAAUCAUGGCAGCAGUAGACCCUAUAAUGGCAACGGUAGACCCUAUAAUGGCAGCAAUAGACCCUACAAUGGCAGCAAUAGACCCUACAAUGGUAGCAGUAGACCCUAUAAUGUCAGCAGUAGACCCUAUAAUGGCAGCAAUAGACCCAGUAAUGGCAGCCGUAGACCCUACAAUGGUAGCAAUAGACCCUAUAAUGGCAGAAGAAUACCCUAUAAUGGCAGCAAUAGACCCUACAAUGGCAGCAGUAGACCCUAUAGUUGCAGCAGUAGACCCUAUAAUGGCAGCAGUAGACCCAACAAUGGCAGCAAUAUACCCUACAAUGGCAGCGUUAGCCCGUACAAUGUCAGCAGUAGACCCUACAAUGGCAGCAAUACACCCUAUAAUGGCAGCAAUAGACCAUACAAUGGCAGCAGUAGACCCUACAAUGGCAGCAGUAGAACCUACAAUGGCAGCAGUAGACCCUAUAAUGGCAGCAGUAGUCCCUAUAAUGGCAACGGUAGACCCUAUAAUGGCAGCAGUAGACCCUACAAUGCCAGCAGUAGACCCUACAAUGGUAGCAGUAGACCCUAUAAUGGCAGCAGUAGACCCAACAAUGGCAGCAAUAUCCCCUACAAUGGCAGCGUUAGACCGUACAAUGUCAGCAGUAGACCCUACAAUGGCAGCAAUAGACCCAAUAAUGGCAGCAGUAGACCCAACAAUGGCAGCAAUAUACCCUACAAUGGCAGCGUUAGACCGUACAAUGUCAGCAGUAGACCCUACAAUGGCAGCAAUAGACCCAAAAAUGGCAGCAGUAGACCCAACAAUGGCAGCAGUAGACCCUACAAUGGCAGCAGCAGACCCUACAAUGGCAGCAGGAGACCCUACAAUGGCAGCAAUAGACCCAAAAAUGGCAGCAGUAGACCCAACAAUGGCAGCAAUAGACCCUAUAAUGGCAACGGUAGACCCUACAAUGGCAGCAAUAGACCCUACAAUGGCAGCAGUAGACCCUAUAAUGGCAGCAAUAGACCAUACAAUGGCAGCAAUAGACCCUACAAUGGCAGCGUUAGACCGUACAAUGUCAGCAGGAGACCCUACAAUGGCAGCAAUAGACCCUAUAAAGGCAGCAAUAGACCAUACAAUGGCAGCAAUAGACCCUACAAUGGUAGCAGUAGACCCUAUAAUGUCAGCACUAGACCCUAUAAUGGCAGCAAUAGACCCAGUAAUGGCAGCAGUAGACCCUACCAUGGCAGCAGUAGACCCUAUAAUGGCAGAAGUAGACCCUAUAAUGGCAGCAAUAGACCCAAUAAUGGCAGCAGUAGACCCUAUAAUGGCAGCAGUAGACCCAACAAUGGCAGCAGUAGACCCUAUAAUGGCAACGGUAGACCCUAUAAUGGCAGAAAUAGACCCUACAAUGGCAGAAGUAUACCCUGAAGUGGCAGCAGUAGACCCUCUAAUGGCAGCAGUAGACCCAAAAAUGGCAGCAGUAGACCCUAUUAUGUCAGCAGUAGACCCUACAAUGUCAGCAGUAGACCCUACAAUGUCAGCAGUAGACCGUACAAUGUCAGCAGUAGACCCUACAAUGGCAGCAAUAGGGAGACCAUACAAUUGGAGCAGUAGACCCUACAAUGGCAGCAAUAGGGAGACCAUACAAUUGGAGCAGUAG
Molecule: messenger RNA, 4872 nt
Organism: Mizuhopecten yessoensis (Yesso scallop)
Lineage: Eukaryota; Metazoa; Mollusca; Bivalvia; Pectinida; Pectinidae
Exons: 1
Coding region: 1-4872 (1623 amino acids)
Source: RefSeq, a predicted model, not a curated record